This is a messenger RNA of Spirodela intermedia, 1494 nucleotides long. Lineage: Eukaryota; Viridiplantae; Streptophyta; Magnoliopsida; Alismatales; Araceae. The record is from the annotation of a GenBank genome assembly.
AUGGUUUCUCGGGUGCCUCCACUCUCGAGGAUAAUCUCCACUGAUCCGCCGGACAUCCUCGUCGUCCCUUCUUCCCGAGCGCGCCGCUCUCUGUCUAGGUGCAGCGAAGUUCACCAGGCGAAGCAGCCCCACAGUUUCGGCGGAGUGGUAGCGAAAUGGGUGGCGGGCAUAGAUAGGCGCUUCACGUUCAUCCUCCUUGGCCCUCUAUCCCUCCUCUACCUCCUCCUGCCGCUGCACUACCCCAGCGCCGCCCUCGUCGCCUCCCUCUCGCCUAUCACCUCCUUCGUGAAUCCCUUCUCCUCCUCCCCUCCGCCAGACCUCGGCCCAGGGCUCAAGAGGAAGGCGGAGCUGGACCGGGCCCGGAUCGCGAUCUGCCUCGUCGGUGGCGCGCGGCACUUCGAGCUCACGGGGCCGACGAUCUUGAAGAACAUACUGGAGGAGUACCUCAACGCGGACCUCUUCCUCCACAGCCCUCUGGACCGGGACGCCUUCAAGCUCUCCCUCCUCGCCGCCGCCCCGCGGGUCGCCGCCGUUCGCAUCUUCGUCCCCAAGAACAUCCCCGAGACCGAGUCGCAAAUCCGGGUCCUCUCCUCCAGCGGAUCGCCCAACGGAAUCCAGGUAGGCCACCGGUAGAAGCGGAUAGCAUUAAACUCUAAGAGCAGGUUUUCAAGGCGGUUCUGUCCAUGGGUUCUUCGCACGCAGGGGCUUCUGCAGUACUUCAAUAUGGUGGAGGGAUGCCUCCCAAUGAUCAGGAAUCAGGAGUCGAAGCGCAACUUCUCCUACGACUGGAUCGUCCGCACCCGAGUGGACGGCUACUGGUCGGCGCCGCUCGGCCCGGGGAGCUUCGUUCCCGGAACCUACCUGGUCCCCGAGGGCUCCCGCUACGGUGGCCUCAACGACCGCUUCGGCUCCGGCGAUGGCCGGACCUCCCGCGCCGCUCUUUCCCGGCUCUCCCUCAUCCCCUCCCUCGACGCCGCCGGCUACAGAAGCCUCAACUCGGAGUCCGCCUUCAAGGCCCAGCUGCACACCGCCCGCGUCGCGUAUCGGGAGCACCACCUCCCGUUCUGCGUGCUGAGCGAACGCCGGUACGCCUUCCCGCCGGUGAUGUACGACGUACCGGUGGUCUCCGUGGGGAGCCACGGGCCGAUGAGCGGCGCCAAGUGCCGGCCGUGCCGGCCGGCGUGUGUGGGGCAGUGCGUAGCGGAGGUGAUGCAGACUCUGGAGACUGGGUGGAGCUGGACGGAGUGGAGGAACGGGAGCUUGGAGCUGUGUAAUGCUGCCGGCGGAUGGGAAAAUGGGUGGGAGGCCGUCUUCGACGAGGUCGCCGGAGAAGAGGCGGCGGCGACCAGGCGGCGAGUUGCUUCGCUCGACAUGGCGACCUGCGUCGAGGGUUUUCGGGAACUAUGUCGGAGGUCCGCCAGCUGGGAUGCGCCGUCGUACGACGAGAUCUGCAGUCUGGGUUUGAAGGGUACUUCGAACAAGACACGUCCCUAG